AUGGCUUCCAGUCUUCCACUUGUUUCACUCUCUCUUAUCCUUGCAUAUACCUCUGCCACUACGUAUGCCCAGGCAGUUCCAGCCAAAGCGUACACACCCAUCAAAGGCCCAUGUCCAGCCGACUUUGAGCUCGUCCGCAUGGCCGGAUCCGCCGCGUCGAACCAGACGUUGAGCACCGGCGAAGCCGCAUACAUCCAGUCGCGCAAGAGCGACGUCAUUCCCAGCGCGUGGCACACCUAUCUCUCCAACGUGGAGGCGACCGGGACGACGCUCCCGUCGUACGUCUCGGCACUCCUCGCGAACUCGAGCGACGGCCCGACGCUCGGCAUCGCAACAAGUGGAGGCGGAUACAGAGCCGCCAUUGUCGGCGCGGGGUUCCUCAACGCGCUCGACGGGCGGAACGGGACGAGCGCGGCCGCGGGCACGGGCGGGCUGCUGCAGGGCGCGUCCUAUCUCUCUGGUUUAUCCGGGGGAGCGUGGUUCGUCAGCUCGCUCGCGCAGGCCAACUUCCCUACCAUCCAGGAUCUUGUUUUCCCGUCUACGGAGUACGCUGCGCCCGGGGGCGCGGGGGACGCGCAUGUAUAUUGGGGUGGGUGGCACGCGAACUACAGCCUGGCGGCGCCGAGUGGCGACCUGCUCGUGGAUCUCGCGUACGUCGAUGCGUGCGUGAGCGAGAUCUUGGACAAGCAGCUCGCGGGGUACCCUGUUACAUUUGCGGACGUGUGGUCGCGCACGCUGGCACGGCACUUUGCGAACGGGACGACGGAGAGCAACUUUUAUGACGAGGCGUACCCCCAUGGGGCGGGUGUUUUGUUCUCGGAUAUUGCAAAUACGUCGAUGUUCGAGUCGCGCCAGAUGCCGUUUCCGAUUGUCAUCGCGGACAUUGAUGUCCCCACCACAAACGCUUCGGAAAUCAUUCCAGGCGACACGGAGCCGCUAACAAAUCCGAUUUUCGAGUUUAACGUUUAUGAGAUGGGCUCGUACGACCCGAUGCUCUCUGCAUUUGCGCCGACAAAAUAUCUCGGGACGGCCAACGGCAGCAUGUGUGUGACGAACUAUGACCAGACGUCCUUUGUCGCUGCUUCCUCGUCGGAGCUAUUCAACGACCUUACUUUUGAUUUACUCAAUGACACGUUCGGCCCCCUUCUCGCGGCUGCCUCAGACACCUUGCCCGGGUUGCAAAACGAGUUAUACGCGUACUGGCCAAACCCAUUCUAUGGUGUCGCUUCGGAUACAUUCGGAGCCUCAAAGCAGAGUAACCUACACCUCGUUGACGGAGGCGAGGACGGACAGGUUAUUCCGCUGCAACCUUUACUUGUGAAAGCUCGGGGUAUCGAUGUCAUCGUCGCUAUUGAUGUGAACAACGCCGAGAACAACUUCGCCGACGGCGGUACCCUCAUUGCAACCCAAGACCGCAGCGCCCUCUUCCCCUCCGCCUACUCCUUCCCGCCCGUACCUACCACCACCGCAGAAUUUACCUCGCAGAAUCUCACCACACGGCCCACCUUCUUCGGGUGCACCACGACGCCCGCGAACCUCUCCACCCCGCUCGUGAUCUACCUCGCGAACGGCGGCCCGCCGCACGACGGAGCCGCGCCAGUGACGAACACGUCGACAUUCCAGCUUACGUAUGAGGAAAGCGAGGUGCAGGCGAUGCUCGACCAGACGUUCGUGCUCGCCACGCAGGGGUACCCCGCGAAUGCGAGCGAGACAACAGAUUCGGAGUGGCCGGCGUGUCUUGCGUGCGCUGUUGUGGACCGCGCGAGGGCGCGUGCGGGGACGGCGAGGAGCGGGGUGUGUGAGAGCUGUUUGGAUAGGUAUUGUUGGUCUUAG
Molecule: messenger RNA, 1833 nt
Organism: Coniophora puteana RWD-64-598 SS2
Lineage: Eukaryota; Fungi; Basidiomycota; Agaricomycetes; Boletales; Coniophoraceae
Product: lysophospholipase
Exons: 6
Coding region: 1-1833 (610 amino acids)
Biological process (GO): glycerophospholipid catabolic process
Cellular component (GO): cytosol
Molecular function (GO): A2-type glycerophospholipase activity
Source: RefSeq, a predicted model, not a curated record